Messenger RNA from Dovyalis caffra, 342 nucleotides. The record is from the annotation of a GenBank genome assembly. NCBI's taxonomy places the organism in Eukaryota, Viridiplantae, Streptophyta, Magnoliopsida, Malpighiales, Salicaceae.
AUGUCAAAGACUUCCCAGACGCCGAGAUGCCUCAUAAGCUACUCUAGAAGCAAGACUUGGGGACAAUCAAGUUGGAAUUGCAAUUUGAGGACAGGAUCAUGCAGGGUACUUGUUGGUAUGGUGAGCAAAAUCAAUUUGUUGCGGCAUGCUAAGCGUAGCGCUUCCAAGGCGGCUAUCUUGAUCAAUUUUGUCAAGAUGUAUGUUUCAACGUUUGGAGUGGACGAGGCUCAGAUGAUGGUCAAAUGCUGGGAUGAACCAAUGCCUUCAGUUUUUGCUCAAAAGGUCCAAGAACAUCCAAAUCAUGCUAAUUGCAUUAAAUUUGCAGCUGAACAAGCUGGAUAG